This is a messenger RNA of Drosophila grimshawi, 1328 nucleotides long. Its product is annotated as probable RNA methyltransferase CG1239. NCBI's taxonomy places the organism in Eukaryota, Metazoa, Arthropoda, Insecta, Diptera, Drosophilidae. Bases 351 to 1313 code for a protein of 320 amino acids. Gene Ontology annotation, molecular function: snRNA binding; RNA methyltransferase activity; O-methyltransferase activity. The transcript is spliced from 2 exons. Gene Ontology annotation, biological process: snRNA modification. The record is from RefSeq and is a predicted model, not a curated record.
AGUAUUAUACAGCAGUUCAACAGAGGUGCAGAUUUAUAGCAAGCAGCUUGUACAUGUAUUGCCAAUUAUUUUCCAGUCUUAGCGUUGAUCCCGCACUUAAGGAAUUUUUAGACACAAGUUUUUCGCUAUUAUAUAGGUUUUGCAUAUGAAAUCGAUUUACAACGGCGACGACUAGGUAUUUUGUUCAAAAACUGAGCUAUUUCAUUGUAAGGUAUCGAUGCCUACACAAACUUAAGUGCAUAAUGUAUAUUUUCGGUAAUUUCCAGCACUGUUUUAAACAGAAGCUGUUAAUGCCGCUCAAUAUUUUGUUUAUUGUGGAUGAAACGAUUUAAAACGUAUACAAACCCACAAUGGAAGUGGAAAAUAACAACAACACAAUAGUACCUGCUGUAAAGCGCUCAGCAACUGCCGAUGUUGAAGAUGGCGCACAAAAUACCAAAAGACUGAAGCACAAUGCAACCGACUCCAGCGGCGAGGUGCACGUGCCUGAGGACAACAGCAAACAAGAGGAGUGUUCUCAACGAGCGCCCGCCCAGAGUCCGAAGAAGCGACUUCAGCUGGAUAGUACAAAUGUUGGCAACACUGGUCCAGACAAGCCCAGACACAACAAGAAUGAGACAUUCAUGUAUGGCAACUACAGGCACUAUUAUGGAAAGCGCAUACUGGACAAGGAUUUCCACGAUAUACGCUUGGAUGUGCUGGCAACACAGACAGAGCUAUUUCGCGGCAAACAGUUGCUGGACAUAGGCUGUAAUUCUGGGCACCUUUCCAUUGAGAUUGCGAAGAAAUUUGGGGCCAGGAGUCUUGUUGGCCUGGACAUUGAUCGCAAUUUGGCGCAUAGCGCACAAAUGGUCAUAAAUGCACUCAAACGUUCCAGCGUGACUCCUAUAACCCCUAGCAUCUUUCCAUACAAUGUGAAAUUCGUGCAUGGCAAUUAUGUGCUGGACGACGAUGUGCUGCUCGAGAUUGAGCGUCCACAAUAUGAUGUGAUCCUCUGUCUGUCCGUCACCAAAUGGAUACAUCUCAACUUCUGUGAUGCUGGCCUAAAGCAGGCAUUCAGGCGCAUGUUUCUCCAACUGCGACGCGGCGGCAAGCUAAUCCUGGAACCACAAUCAUUUGAUACGUAUAAGCGUCGCAAGAAGCUUUCGGAAAGCAUACGUGAAAAUUACAAUGCCAUCAAAUUUCAACCAGAUCAUUUCACGGCCUACUUGCUCAGCCCAGAAGUGGGAUUUGCCAGCAUGGAACUCAUGGGCGUGCCGGAGCACUGCAAAGCGGGCUUCAAGCGACCAAUACAGAUCUUUAGCAAAGUUUAGAGCUCAACGGUGUUU